AGUUGCUUAGCAACCGGAAAAUUGAUAGAAUGCCAUCAACAAAAUGCUCACGUUAGUUAGAUGCAAACGUUUUAUUAAAAUAUGUGGUCUAACAAAGUAAAAUCUUAAAAAAUAUUUAUGAUAGUGUCUUAAAAAUAUUGCUAACAUGUCAUCCAUAUCUAGUUCGAAGGAAGUUAUGGAAAUGUCCUGUGAUAACAGUAAUAAGGAGUUCUUACUCUUGGAAAAAACUUGUGAAGCUUUCAAAGACAGCGAUGAAGAAAUUAAAAUGAUCUUCAAUGAAAUCAAAAAACUAUCUCACAAUAAUCAUGUUGAAAUAACCGACGAAGACGACGUCGAUCUGAUAUUGAGGAAAGCCGAAAACAUAGCGAAUGAAACAGAAAACUUACUGAAAAGCAGAGCACUGGUUACUAAUACGGCUACUUCGGGUCUAGGUGAUACAUCACCUAUUUCCGAAGUAAAAGUUGAUAAGUCAAAGAGCUUAGAAGCUUCCAAGGAAGGCAACAAAUCCUUUAAGGUCAGCCCAGGAGUAAGACGAAAUGGGAAAGAUAAUAUUGAUAGUCGACGUAAGUCGAAAACACGACCUUUCUCCGCAGGAGUAGUAGAUUCUAAGAAAAAAGAAGCCGCGAAAGUAGCUCGACUGACGUCUGGUACGCCGAAAAAACUGAAUUGUAAACACGAUCAGCAAUUGGAAGAGCUCAAGGAUACAAAUGAAAGAGUGAAAAGUCUUGAAUUAUUGAACGUACAACUUGUAGACGAUUGUAAGGCGUUAAAGAAAAAAGUAAAUCAAUUAGAAGAGGAUAAACAAGUGGCUGAAUUUAAAUUAGUUGAAUGCGAGAAAUUCGUUAAUCGGCUUGCAAAGGAAUAUAAUAAUAAAGAAACUGAACUUAAUAGUUAUAAGCAAAAUGAACAAAGUGCAUUGGAUGAGUUACAUAAGGAGAAGAACGAAAGAAAGAACUUAAGUAUCCAACAUGAGAAAGAUGCUAUGAUUAUACAGGACUUGCAAAGGCAGGUUAAGGAAAUGGAGUUGAUAUUAAGGAGGAAACAUCCGGACUCAGUUUCUGCCUUAAUUGUUGCUUCUAAAUCGUCCACCGUCGACGAUAACAAAAAGAAAUUAUUAGAAGAACGUAUAUUGAGAUUGGAAAAGGAAUUGAAAGACAAAGAAACCCAUUUUCACCAGGUUUUAAUGACCCUUCAAGAAAAGUUUACCGACAUGAAGCUGAAAUACGAGAAUCAUAUUGUCGACGUAGAGAGACAGCUAAUGGAUGACAAAAAAACUAAUAAAGACUUGAAAAAUAAAAUUAAUAAAGUAAAUUUACAAGACACUGCCGUCCAAACAGUCCAAAAAAAUCAACAUACGGUUGGAACGCAAACUUUUUUAAAGGCUGACAGAGCAUCGUCCGCUGUUAGUAGAUUAACCCAGAAUUCAGCCUUAAUUUUUAACAGACUGAAAGAAGACAGCUACCUCAUUGCUACAAUAAAGGGAUUACAGACUGAACUAACAGCGAAACAACGAACAAUUGCUAAAAUUAACCGGGAAACGGAGGACUUAAGAAAGAAUUUGAGAAACUUGCAAAAGGAAAAAGAAAUUUUAAUGAAUUUAAACCCGCAAAAGAAAAAUACCUGUAGACCAGCUAAGUCGGCCGAGAGUGUGAUACUUAAAGUGACUCAUGAGAUGGAAGCUGAAAUAUCAGAUGUAAGAAAGCAAAAAGAGGUCCUCAUGGAAGAAAGGGUAGGUCUUCUCGCGUCUUUAAAAAGGACUAAUGAAGACCUAAUUAUGUUGAAAAAGAAACGUAUUCAAGAUCUCCAUACACUUCAAUUGGCUCAUGAAAAAGAGCUUAUGCAGAUGAACAUGCAAUUGUACCCUCUACAAGAAGAGAUUAAACUGCUAAAUCGCACUGUAGAAAUUCUUCAGGAACGGGUAAGAACAGCGGAUGACAAGUUAAUAAAGUAUCAAGCAACUGAUGUGUAUGCGGGUGGGGAUCAUUUUGGGUCUAAGGGGAACAGUCGUAAGUGAUUGGUCACUUUAUAUUUUUGCUAUAGAUUAAGAUAAUUAUGAAUGCUAUUUCAUAUGUUAUUAAAUAUUAUUUAGUGCGUUUAGCACGAAAAAUGCUAGGGGACAAUAUAAAUAUGCUUAAAGAUUUAGGUGUUAUAUUAUUUUGUCAUUCUCUGUAUCUUUUGUAAGAAAGUUACAAAUAUUCAUUUACGCAGUCGUCGAAAAUAGUUCGCUGUAUAAGAUGGUAUUAGUCUUUGCGCGUAACUUGGGCAGAAUUUGCGUCGUGGGGAAAAGGCCGCACGUUGACUUAGAAAUAAUAAAAAAAUGACUUUUGUUCAUCAAAUGAUUCUAGUCAAAUUUUGCCGGAAUUACACGGAGCCUCUAGAUUCUACACAAUAUAAAAAAGAGUUGUCUUAAAUAGUGCGAUUACUUUAUGGUACCUGAUUACUAAGUGCCUAAUUGAAGAUUUAAGAAAAACGAUAAUACUUUUUUUCUGUUAAAAAAAUAUUUUUAUGUUUGAAGAGUUUUUAUUUUAACUAUGUAGUGCAAUGGUUUUCGUACUUAACUAUUUACUACCUAAACGAGUUUGUUACCACAUUCUUCGUUUGUCCACGAUUUUACAUAUUGUAUUCCUUGUUUCCAGGAUAUCUUGUUAAAAAAACGUAAAAUAUUAAUCUCUGAACAUUAUGUUCUCUGUUUAUUCAUGAAUAGCAAUAAGAAUAUGUUAUGAUAAGAACAAGAAUAUAGGUAGCGAUGACACGUCAAGUUCAAAGAUCUACGCAGCAUUAACAAUGGAAUAGAAAUUUCGCUUUUCUAUUUAACGCUAAUUUGUGAAUUGAAUGUAUGUAUUCUGUUAAUUUUCUAUACCAGCAAUAUCGUGCGCUGUCACUUAUUAUGCUCAGACCUCAGUUCAAAAAGGCCUUAUAUUUUUGUUUUUGUAUGCGGUUAAACUAUUAUAUUUUUAUCACUGUGUUGUGCAAUCUUGGAUGGAUUAGGUUACGGUUUUUGCGCAAUAAAUGUUAAUAGUUAAAAAAUCUAAUAUUUUUAUGCUAGUUAUAGGCCGCAAAAGAGGAAUUUAAAAUUAUACCGAAGCAUGUGUUUUCAUAUGUAAGUCUAAUGUUUUAAUUACUAUAAUUGUCACAAUUAUUAAAGAUUGGUAUUUUCAAUCUGUGAUCGUGGUAAUAUUACGCACACUGUAGUAAAUAAUUAUAAUGUAAGCUUUUACUUGCUAGUCAAAAAUAAUGUGUGAUAAUUUCCACCGAUGUGUUGGUAAUAAGGUGCCUUGCAAUUUUAAUAAAUUAUUUGUGUA
Molecule: messenger RNA, 3302 nt
Organism: Pieris rapae (cabbage white)
Lineage: Eukaryota; Metazoa; Arthropoda; Insecta; Lepidoptera; Pieridae
Product: centrosomal protein of 162 kDa
Exons: 5
Coding region: 146-2014 (622 amino acids)
Biological process (GO): cilium assembly
Cellular component (GO): axonemal microtubule; centrosome; centriole
Source: RefSeq, a predicted model, not a curated record